CUUCCACAAUUAUUAGAUGAUGAAACUAAUUAUGAAGAAUCAAGUGAAGAAAAUAUAAAUUCGUAUGAAGUAAAUAACGAAACAAUUGAAAAUGGUUUUAGUUCACAGACCUUUGUGCCCUCUAUACCACCUGGACGUAGUGAAAAUGAUGCAAUAAAUGAAGCACUUAACCAAAUGCAACCAAGCAAUUUAACAGAUGAAAAUUCAUUGGUUGAUUGGCCAUAUAUCGAAGCUUCAUCUAUUAAUGAAUUUUGUAUUGCAGACUUUCGCAGCCACAGAAUCAAAGAAGUAAAGCCAGCAGAAUAUUUCAAGCAUCUGCUGCUUUAUAAAGAUGAAGAAAAGCAAUUAACUGCAGCUGAGGUUCUGGACUUAAUGCAAAACGAUCCUAACAUGGCAAACCGUGUAGUGCGAUAUGGUGAAGAAAAUUCUUUAGAGCGAGAGACUGAUCAAGAAGCUGCAAAACAAGCACCUAUAAUUGAAUGGGAAAAAAUGAGUAAUAAUCAAGAAAAAAUGAAAGAAGUGGUGCGCUACUUAGACUCGUUAGUAAAAACAAUAAAUCCUGAUCAGCAUGCACCUCCACCAAACAUAAGUUACGAUUGGGAAGGUAAAAAUCAACUACGAUAUCCUGAAUUAGAAAAUGUCAGAACUUUUAUUCAGCAGGCAAUGCAUAAUAAUACUAUUACUCCUGAAAUUGAAAAUGAUGUAGAAAUUGAUCAGAGCACGCUAAACAAAAAACAAAAAUUAUAUUCAAGUGUAUAG
This is a messenger RNA of Racocetra fulgida, 759 nucleotides long. The record is from the annotation of a GenBank genome assembly. Lineage: Eukaryota; Fungi; Glomeromycota; Glomeromycetes; Diversisporales; Gigasporaceae.